Messenger RNA from Zootermopsis nevadensis, 1619 nucleotides. RefSeq lists its product as uncharacterized. The record is from RefSeq and is a predicted model, not a curated record. NCBI's taxonomy places the organism in Eukaryota, Metazoa, Arthropoda, Insecta, Blattodea, Termopsidae.
UGAACGAUGUCAGAAAUGGCGGGAUAUUCGGAGGAAAUGUCGGGAAGAAUUUACAUCGAUGUCCCAUCAAAGUGCUACUCAGAGAGGGGUACCCUUACGUGGUAUCGGAACUCAUUUGGAAUAAGACUUCUGGGACGUAUUCUGGUGAAGUUUCUGGUUGGGAAAUAGAAAUGUUGAAAGUAAUCGCUGAGACAUUGAACAUGACUAUUGUACCCCUGCCUGCACACUAUCCAAAUAGUGAAGAAAUUACAGAUAGUAUAGAAAUGGAGGUUUUACAGGCAGGACUUGAAGACGGAAAUGCACAUGUAGCAAUUGGUUCUGUCGAUAGACUAGAAAAUCUUUCGAACAAUCUGGAAGCCACGCAGAGCUACUACAACGUAAGAGCAGCUUGGUGUACACCGUGUGCUAUUAAACGUCCAAGAUGGAGUCGUCUCUUCGGAAUAUUUUCUGCAGAACUAUGGAUUUCUUUCAUUCUCUCAGUUGUCCUCGCUGUAAUUGCAAUGGUCUGCAUUUCCAAAUUUGGACGAAGAUUCCACUUGCCGGAAUUCGAAGCUUACAGGAAUGUUAAAAGCAUUACAGACAACACUAUAGCAGUGGUGCUGGGGAUGUCAGCAACUACACAACCUCGUACGAGCCAACUUCGAGUGUUCUUCUUUUCGUGGGUUUGCCACAGCGUCGCAUUCAACACCGUCUUCCAGGCCUAUCUCACUUCAUUCCUUAUCGAUACAGGAUAUGAAGAACCGAUUAAAACUAUAGAUCAAAUGUUAAACUCUGGAAGGAAAUUUGGUUUCAGCGAAGAGGACCAGCACUUAUUUGAAGACUCCACCGAUUCUGUGGGCAAGGAAAUUUUGAAAGGCAUGGUAAUCUGUCCUGACUCCGAAGCGUGUCUCAACUGGGCAAGGAAAUAUCAAAAUAUUUCAACACUUUGUUUCGAUGUGUACACAAAGUACGGGAAAUCCAUUGGAUUGUCAACAGAUGAAAACAACAGACCUUUGCUUUGUGGCCUGGAUGAUGGCGACGUCAUGUAUUUCGAAACAGUAAUGGCAGUCCUGAAGGGAAACCCGCUGCUAGAACAUAUUAAUGACGUCAUAGACAGAAUUGUGGAGGCAGGCAUUUUUAUGCAAUGGAUAAACAGAUUUAUUGACGAAGGAAGAAUUUCGACUAAGACAACUCUGUCUUACACGUUAGCUGACACGUACCAUAAUUUCAGCAUCAAACACGUUCAAUCACCCAUUUAUCUAUUAAUGUUUGGCUAUGCACUUGCAUUUCUUUCUUUCUUUAUAGAAAUCGCAUGGCACAAACUGAUCUCAAAAAGACGUCUGUCCCAUGUGAAGACAAAAAACACAUCGCGUGAACAAGUACAACUAUUUCUAAAUUAUGUACUUCAUCAUAUUAAACGUGGCACACGAAACACAGAAUGACUGCCAACUGUCUGCACUAUAUUUUCACUAAAAUGAAAAAGUUUAUGAUUUGAUUAAUGACGGGAGAAGUUUGUAUCAUAGUUGUUCUUAAACUUGAAAAACCACAUGAAAAAUAUUAAGUGUAAAACUGUCUUGUUCAAUGUCAAAUAUUCAUUCCUGAUGUGUAUGAAAUAAAUGUAGCUUACGCUAAUACUUCGC